AUGAAACCAGAUAUUUUGGAGGUUCAACCGCAAGAACUUACGUUCUUAUUUGAACUGAAGAAACAAAGCACAUGUUCUAUUCAAAUGAUCAAUAAAACCGAUCACCAUGUUGCUUUCAAGAUCAAGACUACUAAUCCAAAGAAAUAUUGUGUCAGACCAAAUACUGGAGUUAUUGAUCCACAUUCAGCAUGUGAAUUUUCAGUUACUAUGCAAGCACCAAAGGUAGCUCCUCCUGACAUGAUAUGCAGGGACAAAUUCUUAGUUCAAAGUACAUAUGUCCCAGAGGGAACAAAGGAGGAAGAUGUCACCUCUAACAUGUUUGUUAGAGAUGGUAAAGUUGUUGAUGAAAAGAGGCUUAAAGUGAUCCUCAUAUCUCCACCAGACUCACCUGAAUCAUCACCAAUCAAUGAAACAUUAAAGAUUGUGCAAAAAGAUGAUGACAGAGAAGUGAAAGAUGAAAUUGUUCAAAAACAUACCUCUCAUUCCAAGGUUGAUGAGGGCAUGGAAAUGUCCAAAGGAGAUGCUAAAAAUGUAGAGGUAAUAAAGAAAGAAGAACCUAUGAAAAGGAAAGAAGAAGUUGUAAAAAGGAAUGAAGAACCUGUGAAAAAGAAAGAAGAAGUUGUAAAAAAGAAUGAAGAUUAUGUAAUACAGAACAGAGAAUUUAUAAAAAGAAAUGAAGAAUCUGUGCAGAUGAAUGAUAUGGAAGUGCUGAGAUUAGCUAAAGCUGUUGAAGAGAUGAAGUCAAUAGUCAAAGGACUCGAGUCAAAUCUUACUGAGGCUAAAGCAACUAUUUUACAAUUAACAGAAGAAAAAAGAUCGGCUACUCAAGAGAAACACUUCUUACAGGGAGAAUUGGAUUUGCUGAGAAGUAAGAGACAUAGGGCACAGGUGGGAUUUCCAUUGCUGUUUGUCUUUAUGGUGGCACUUGUGAGCCUUUAUUUCGGGUACCUGUUGCACCCCUAGUGCCUUUCUUUUUCUUAUGUUUAUAAGCUACUACUACUACUAGUGUCUAUAUGCCCCCAACUUCUCAAUAAAGUCUCUACUACUGCUAAAACUCUUGUGUCCAUAUAGUUUUGAGGGUCGUUUUCGUCUUUUGGUCUUGGUUGGUGUUCUUAUAGGAGAAUAUAUAAUAUGAUGAUAUGUAGACGUGAUGA
This is a messenger RNA of Lactuca virosa, 1154 nucleotides long. The record is from the annotation of a GenBank genome assembly. Lineage: Eukaryota; Viridiplantae; Streptophyta; Magnoliopsida; Asterales; Asteraceae.